AUGGCGUGCCGCGGGUUCUGCUGCUGCUGCUGCCCAUCCAGCGUGGGCGCCUUCAACGAGGAUAACACCCGCUUCGUGCUCCUGGCCGCGCUCAUCGCCGUGUACAUGCUGUGCGGGGCGGCCGUCUUCUCCGCCCUCGAGCAGCCCACGGAGCGGGAGACGCAGGAGCGCUGGCAGGCGCGGCUGGAGAACUUCUCCCAGAGGUACAACCUCUCCCCGGCCGAGCUGCGGGAGUUCCUGUGCGAGUACGAGGUCGCCUACGUGGCCGGCGUCCGAGCCAACGACAUGCGGCCGCGGUGGGAUUUCCCGGGGGCUUUCUACUUCGUGGGCACCGUGGUCUCCACGAUAGGGUUUGGCAUGACCACACCAGCUACUAUCACUGGAAAACUUUUCCUGAUAUUUUAUGGCCUUAUAGGCUGUGCAGGGACCAUCUUGUUCUUCAACUUGUUCCUGGAACGCUUAAUCACGGUCAUAGCCUAUGUCAUGAAGUCCUGCCAUGAGAGACAACUAAGGCGAAAUGGAGCAAUUCCCCAAGACUUCCAACGAGCCACUGGGAAUGCCGAAGUGGACAGCUUAGCAGGAUGGAAGCCAUCCGUGUAUUACGUCAUGCUUAUCUUGUGCCUAGCAUCAGUCACCAUUUCCUGUUGUGCCUCUGCUAUGUAUUCACCAAUGGAAGGGUGGAGUUACUUUGAGUCUCUUUAUUUUUGCUUUGUGGCCUUCAGUACUAUUGGUUUUGGUGACCUGGUGAGUAGCCAGAAUGCCCAUUAUGAGAGCCAGGCCCUCUACCGAUUUGGCAAUUUUAUCUUUAUUUUCAUGGGGGUUUGUUGCAUCUAUUCCUUGUUUAAUGUGAUCUCUAUUGUCAUCAAACAAUCCAUAAACUGGAUAUUAAAGAAACUAGAAUCAACAUGCCAUAGAUGCCAAAGAAAACUCUUCAGGUCAUGGAGGAAUGUUGUGGUGCCAGGGACUACACGAAACCAACGCAACAUUUCGAUUGAGUCUGAUGGCAUCAUUGAGAGUGACACAGAUGGACGCAGAAUGUCUGGCGAGAUGAUCUCCAUGAAAGACCUCUUAGCCUCUAACAAAGUGUCACUGGCCAUCAUGCAGAAACAGUUGUCUGACAGUGCCAAUGGCUUUCCAAGACAGAUGAGCACUGUGCCCAGACAAAAUGGAUUUGCUGGUGGUGUGGGUGCUUUGGGGAUUAUGAAUAAUAGGCUGGCAGAGACAAGUAUUGAUAGGUAAACCUUCACACUGAAAAUGCAGCGGGGAGUGUUGGAUGAGUAAGGAUCAAAAGUCAUCACAGAGACAGAACUAACCAAGCAGGAUACCUGUUAGAAGGGAUUUCCACAACUGUUGCUGGCAAUUAAUACUUGUUGCAUUUUGCACUACAGCACCUGUCUGCUCUUGCUCUUCAGGGCCCGCCAAAGAAGAUUCCAGUGGUAUUGCAUUGUCUAGCUGUACUUACAAGCUUCUGCAUUGUGUAGAAAUGAGAUAGAAUUGCAGAGUUAGAAGCAGGGAAAUGAAUGGGGAAAAAUCAUGGCUUGGCUACAUUGGCACCUUGGUCCUAUGAGCUGCUGUGCUGACAGAUCAGAGCAGCUCAUCGGAUUUUGUGCAAAGGGCACUAAGUGCUGGUAUUAUGCAGAACUUGAAUCCUCACGCCAGUCCUAGGUUCUGACCCUCCCCACAGCACUGACACAGCUGCCCACAUUGGCUGCUUGCCUGUUUCCUUACCCUUCGCCUUAUUGGCCACUUCUCAGUCCAAGAGCCCUAGAAUGCUAGUAUAAUGAAAAAGGGGAUUUGAGGUGGAAGAGCUGAAAAGCCCACUUACCCAGUGCAAGUGUUUACAUUAAAUGGUACAAUACAAACCAUUGUUUGCCCUGUAUUCAUCAAUAAUAAUCAGACUAUGAGCUUCUCUGGAAUUAAUUUUGCAUUCAGUUUAUUUUAUUAUUCCCUCCUUUCUAAUCAAAAGCUAAAAUAUUACAAUAUUUUCUUGGACACCUCAUGCUCAAAAGUUGCAAAUACUUGUUUACUCAUAAUUUAUGCCACUGGGAAACAACAGCUUGUUUUCCAGAUAAACAUCUAAAAAUUAUGUAUUUCCUAAUGAAGGGAUAAAAGGUGAACAUACUGAACAAGUUCACACCCAGCAAAUAAGCCACUAUUGGUUGUGUGCUGGACAACGCCAAGUACUCCCAAGGGGUUCUUGAGCUUGCUCUGGCUUCUUCUGUUCCUCACCCCUCCUGCUGGUUCCAGCACACACCAUGGGCACUUUGCAAUGGAACGCCUCAUUGCCUUUCGCCAUACAUCUGGACCCUUCCUGCAGUGCAUCCCCUACAGCUACUGGCUAUUGAGGGAAUCCCCACAUCAGAUUGCCAAAUGGAAUUGAUUUCAUCAGCUAUGAUGUAUGCAGUAAACCCAUUUAGCAGGUCCCCCACCCCCGGGUCUUCUGUUGCCCAAGCCUGCCUCUAAUAUUUAGCCAAGCAUCUUCAUGUUCUGCUCUUCCACCUCAAUGUUUACCUUGUUUAGCUGGCAAGCACCUUUUUUUUUGAAAAGGUGCAGUAUUUCACAUUACUUUACAGUAAGCACAACCCACUUAGAAGAAAACUCCAGCUCUCCAGUUUUUAGCCAAGCAUCUCCAUAUCCUCCUCUUCAACUUCAGCAAUUACACGGCUGACUUGCAAGCCACCUUUAAAAAAAAAAAAAAAAAAGUCUACUUCACAUUAAUCUAAGCAUAUGCACUUUCAAAACUGAGAACACCUGGUAGCAAAGUAGCUCCAGCUGCUUUCCCCCACUUGGCCAGUCGGUUGCUUCCUUCCACACUAGCUGUUACAUCUUGAUAAGGGUUAUGGGGCAGUGAGCAAGAUCAGGAAAUAUGCACAAAUGUCAUGGCAAAGCAGUAACUCAGAGGGGAAAGUUGUGGGAAUGUAAAAGCAGCUGCCUGCUGAGAAGGGAUGGGGGAGGAUGGUGGCCACAUAAGUAAGAUCAGAAGGAGCAAUGUGGUUUUUGACCUCUCUGGCUGUGCAGCUCUCUAGCUAGCUCCAACUGCCACUGAUAAAAUUGCUUUGCUGGAUUCAAACAACACAACAAGCCACCAUGGAUAUCAAGAAGCCCUGGGUUCUCAGGGCAGUUUGUUCCUGAAAAAUAAGCCACCUUGCAGAAACCAUGCUGGAUUCACACGCACACAAUCCACCAUGGCUGAUCACCCAUGAUGACUUGCUGAGUUGCAUGAACCAAGUCAGAAAUCCCAAGAGGAAAUCAUACAGAUAGAUAAUUACCACAUCAGUGUUCAGUACCAAAUAACCAUUUCCCAUUGAACUUUUCUGUAUCUGCAUUUGUUUUCAUCAUAGAAUUAAACGUCAAGUACUUUCAAAAAACCCCCACUUCCUUUCUUGCUUUUUUGACACACAACCUGUAGGUGGCACUAUGGUACACUGUCAUAGCACUAAUAAAGAGGUGUCAAAAGCAGUUUCAUUCCUGAAGGAACUAUUUUUUUCUGCUUUAAAAAAACCUCCCUCAAAGUGCUGAUUAGACCCAGAAGCAGAGCUGGAGAGUUACGACAUAAUUUAAGGAACCUGUGAACAACCAUGAGAAGGAAAUGAAGAGGGCAUGAUAAAUGUAAAAAAGCCCUUUGAAUUUAGAAGUGAGAACCUAUUUGCUGCUGGAUUCACAGGUAGGUACCACCUGCGUGCCAUACUUCCACAUGGUAAAAGCCUUGUGUAUUUGGGGGCAGAUCAAUAGAGCGCUGUUCUUCCCUAUCUGUUCAGAUAAUUUGCCUUUCUGCUUGCACCAGAAUUCUGCACAUGUGUGCAAGAUAUUAUUAUGCAUGCAGUGGGAUCCUGUGUGAGUUUGUGUGUAUAAAACCAUUGUUCUGCCCAUGGUGAGAUCUGGAUAAUGCAUGUAACUUUGCUUCUAAAGCAAAGUUCUGCUAUCAGACACACAAGUAUAAAGUUAAGCUGGCUCUCUGAAAGCCAUCCAGCACCCUUGUCUAUGAUUGAUUCAUUAUAAAAAUUUGAUCCAUAUUUAUCACUAUCCUCAACAAACAGAAAUCUGAGGAGAGGCUCCUAUCCAAACACAGAUCCAAAAAUAUGUAAAAGGGAUAGUAAAUUCAGGUGGCGGCAGCAGGGGAACCAUGAAUAUGCUCAAAUGCAAACUCAUACUAAAAAUUACACAGACUUGCUGUUUACAAUCAGCCCAAAUUAUAACAUGCUGUGAGGAAAGAACAGGAGAAAGCAGCCCUGGGAUUAUAUUAUCUAAGUAGGUUUUUUUUUCUUUUAAGACAAAGAGUUUUUUUUCUGAACAGGACACUUUCAAUUGAAGAGCAACUGGAGAUCCUUGGGGAUCAGCAUUAAGGCCUGUGUUAUGAAAUAUUUUCAUUAGCGACCGCAGAAAGCAGGGGGGGGGGCGUGUAUUGUUGGAACUUAGUUAUGACUCCAGCUUUAGAAGGCACUGUAACUUCUGGAAAGAUUGAGAAAUUAUGACCUC
Varanus komodoensis (Komodo dragon) is the source of this 4476-nucleotide messenger RNA. It is a transcript of the gene KCNK13, whose product is annotated as potassium two pore domain channel subfamily K member 13. Gene Ontology annotation, biological process: stabilization of membrane potential; potassium ion transmembrane transport. Gene Ontology annotation, cellular component: membrane. The transcript has 2 exons. The record is from RefSeq and is a predicted model, not a curated record. Bases 1 to 1239 code for a protein of 412 amino acids. Gene Ontology annotation, molecular function: potassium ion leak channel activity. NCBI's taxonomy places the organism in Eukaryota, Metazoa, Chordata, Lepidosauria, Squamata, Varanidae.